Ficedula albicollis (Collared flycatcher) is the source of this 1392-nucleotide messenger RNA. RefSeq names its product mitochondrial ribosome recycling factor (gene MRRF). The transcript has 6 exons. Gene Ontology annotation, molecular function: ribosomal large subunit binding. Bases 401 to 1180 code for a protein of 259 amino acids. Gene Ontology annotation, cellular component: mitochondrion. The record is from RefSeq and is a predicted model, not a curated record. Gene Ontology annotation, biological process: translation. Lineage: Eukaryota; Metazoa; Chordata; Aves; Passeriformes; Muscicapidae.
CAGGGACAGGGGCCGGUUCCCCCGGUGGCCGCUCCCCGCUGCCUCAUCCGCAGCUGCUGAAACUCCCCGGAGCCUGGAGCGGCCCAGGCGGGAAUAAUCCCUGGAAUAUGGGCGUGUCCGAGCUCGUGACACAGAAAUGAAAGUUCCAUCCCAGCUGAUGUGCGCACACCCGGGACCGGGCUGAGCCGUUCCUGCUCAGCAGCCGCGGGUUUUGUGUCACACAUCUGGACAGAUGCGCACAGGCCCCGCCGAGCCCUUCUCUCUGCGCAGAGCCGCUGCCCUCAUCACCGCGCUGUCACCUUGCCCCCACAGCCGCCACUAAAGCCGGAUCUGUUUGCUUUUAGGACUCCGGGCUGCCCUCCCGCCUUCUCUGCUCCGGGACCAGGGAGCAGUGCGAGCGAUGGCUCUGGCGCUCAGGUGCCUCCGCCCUCUCCCGUCCCUGCUGCGCCGAGCCUCCUGUGCCGGGGCCCGGGCGCUGCCCCAGGCUCCCCGAGGCUGCCCAGCCCCGCUCCCGGAGGGCUGCAGCCGGGGUGUGCAGCACCUGCUGCUGAGCAGACAGCUGGCUACCAAAAAAGCUAAAGGUAAAGGGCAGAGUCAAGCCAAAGUGAAUAUCAGUGCUGCCCUAGUUGAGGAUAUUAUCAAUUUGGAGGAAACCAGUGAAGAUAUGCAGGCAGUCAUAGAAGCUCUGAAAGAAGAUUUCAACAGAAAUCUCAAUGUUAGGACCUCACCAGGGGCCCUGGAUCACAUAACUGUGGUGACAAAAGAUGGGAAGUUUCCGCUGAACCAGCUGGGGCAGAUCUCACAGAAGUCACCGCAGCUCAUGAUAGUGAGCAUGACCAAUUUCCCAGAGAGCACAGCUGCAGCUGCCAAGGCCAUAAGGGAGAGUGGCAUGAACCUGAACCCAGAGGUGGACGGGACGGUGAUUCGGGUGCCAGUUCCCAAGGUCACGAGAGAGCACAGGGAGAGCCUGGCCAAGCUGGCCAAGCAGUCCACCAACAAGUCCAAAGAGGCCCUGAGAAAGGUGAGAAGCAAAAGCAUCACCCAAGUAAAGAAGUCCAAGAACAAAGUGUCAGAAGAUACCAUCUGGCUGCUAGAAAAGCAGAUCCAGCAAAUGGCAGAUGAGGCUGCCACAGAGAUGGACAAGCUGCUGGCAGCAAAGACCAAGGAGCUGCUUGGAUAAACACCAUGGCCACAGUCCCCUGGAGCAGGAAUGGACUGGCACACACACAGCAGCCUCAGGGAUGGGCAGGGGCAGCUCUGUGCCUCGGCUGCUCCCCCUGCCUACCUUGGGCUGUGCUGGAGGGAAGGGGGAGCUCUCCUUGCUGUCCUUUAUCCAGGUGGAACAGAAUUGGAUGAACUGAGAUAAAAAAUAAAGUAUCAGGAAGAACUGGA